Molecule: messenger RNA, 1487 nt
Organism: Loa loa (African eye worm)
Lineage: Eukaryota; Metazoa; Nematoda; Chromadorea; Rhabditida; Onchocercidae
Product: malate dehydrogenase
Exons: 7
Coding region: 15-1040 (341 amino acids)
Biological process (GO): tricarboxylic acid cycle; malate metabolic process
Cellular component (GO): mitochondrion; cytoplasm
Molecular function (GO): L-malate dehydrogenase (NAD+) activity
Source: RefSeq, a predicted model, not a curated record
UUUCAGCUGUAAAAAUGACAGCUAUUGGAAGGAUGUCAACAGUCUUGGAGCCAUUAAUGAAGAAUUUGCAGAUGUGCAGUCAACGUUUAAGUAGUUCUGCACCUAAAAUUGCUUUGUUGGGUGCUGCUGGUGGUAUUGGACAGCCACUUGGCUUACUGCUAAAAAUGAAUAAGCAUGUAGCAAAUUUGGCAUUGUACGAUAUCAAAGAUACGCCAGGUGUGGCCGCGGAUCUGUCACAUAUUGACACUAGAGCUCACGUCACAGGAUAUACUGGUGCAAAUGAACUGGAUAAAGCUUUAAAGGGUGCUGAUAUUGUAGUGAUACCCGCUGGUCUACCAAGGAAACCAGGCAUGAGUCGUGAUGAUCUAUUCAAUACGAACGCUAGCAUUGUACGAGACUUAAGUGAAGCAGCCGCCAAAUAUUGUCCAAAAGCUUUCGUUGCAAUCAUUACAAAUCCUGUUAACUCAACAGUUCCAAUUGCUUGUGAAAUUUUCAAAAAACACGGUGUAUUUGACCCGCGACGCAUAUUUGGUGUCACAACACUCGAUGUUGUACGAUCAGCAGCGUUUGUUGCAGAAGCCAAAAAUCUAGAUGCUGAGCAAACAAACAUACCCGUGAUUGGUGGUCAUUCUGGUAUUACUAUCAUUCCGCUUCUUUCGCAAGCGAAACCGUUCUGUAAGUUCUCGGAUGAUGAAGUGAAGAAGUUGACAGAACGAAUCCAAAAUGCUGGAACGGAAGUUGUGAAAGCAAAGGCUGGAGCUGGAUCAGCUACGCUUUCAAUGGCUUUGGCAGCUUCGAAAUUUGUAGAAAAUUUGUUGAAAGGUCUCAGAGGUGAGAAAUCCGUUCAGUGCGCAUAUGUAGCUUCGGAUAUGUGCAACGGCGUGGACUACUUUGCAACACCAUUGGAAUUUGGUAAAAACGGAGUUGAGAAGAUUCUUGGAAUAGGCGAGCUUAGCGCAUACGAACAGGGCCUUGUCGAUGCUGCCAUUCCAGAACUGAAGAAAAAUAUUUCGAAGGGUAAAAAAUUUGUGAGUGGCUAAAUUAUUGCUAGAUAAGGAUGAUCCGAUUAUUACGGAAUCUGCUGCUAAGCUGCAUUUACUCGGCAUAAAACAAGUCAUGUUUUCUUCAAGGGAUAGCCCAAAUUUAGUACGAAUUUCUGUUUAGGUUUCAAUUUUAAGUAAGGAAUUCUGUUCGAUUAUUUCAUAAUGUACGAUUUUGAGGUAUUGUCUUCUUCCUUGCGUUCUUCAGUUUUCGAAGCUCUGUUCAUCUGUAAAAUUGGUCAUCUUUAUUGUUUUCCUCAUCAUCUUUUUUACCAGUUUAUUCAUGUUAUUUUUUUUAUAGAUUUUUAUAGCUGUCAGUUAAGGGUUGUUAAAAUUUUUUUUACUUUUGCUAAUAUUAUUAUAUAUUGCUGCUAAUAUUGUAUACCGAUAAUAUGCUUAUAUAUUGGCAUGGGAAUUUAUCUCGCUUUCAGAUGUCAUAUUUAUCAC